Messenger RNA from Aegilops tauschii subsp. strangulata, 720 nucleotides. The record is from RefSeq and is a predicted model, not a curated record. NCBI's taxonomy places the organism in Eukaryota, Viridiplantae, Streptophyta, Magnoliopsida, Poales, Poaceae.
AUGCUUUCAGGCUUCAAGCUUCCCAAGCGGAAGGUGGAAUAUGUCGCGGUGGACCGGCCGCUGCCUGCGGCGAAGAGAAGGAAAGAGGGUACGAUGGCCGCGCCCCCUUCUGCUGAGAAAGGAGGCGCCAGCACCUGCACCUCCCCGGCCCAGUCGUCCUCACGAGGCCAAGAGGAACAUCGCCGGGAGGAGUCAGCCCCCAUGGCCCCGCCGGCUCCGGAAGUGCUGGCGUCUGCCGCGGUUGAUGAGGUCCCAGCUGCUCCGGAACCUGUAAUCUCCCAGGUCCUGGCGACGGUGUCGCCUCCUGCUGCUGCCGCGCCUCCACUCCCAAGUUCUUCUGCUUCUGCUGCUGUCCUAGAGCAGGCUCUUUCAGAGAUGACCCAACUGCAGGCAGAUCUCCUGAGCGUGGACCCGCAUCUGGUGGCCGGGGGCCUGGAGCUGGCCUCUGGCUGGCUUCAUUCCGACUUGGCGGUUCGCGCGACACUGAGCCAGGCAGCGGCGUCUUCCGAGAAGGAGAAACAGAGUGCUGCCAAUGCUGCAGCCGAUCGUGAGGCGGCACUGAAAGAUGCCAAGGCCGCCCGCGACCGCUGCCAAGAGCUGGAGGACGAGCUGAAGAGCCUGCACGACAAGCAUGCCGAAGAAACACGUUGUCGCCUGCUACCUCUUGAGCACUGCGUUGUGGCGCAGAACGGUCAGCUGUUCUUGGAUGACUCGGGUUGA